Aspergillus nomiae NRRL 13137 is the source of this 1770-nucleotide messenger RNA. It is a transcript of the gene rcoA, whose product is annotated as putative transcriptional repressor TupA/RocA. The record is from RefSeq and is a predicted model, not a curated record. The transcript is spliced from 7 exons. Lineage: Eukaryota; Fungi; Ascomycota; Eurotiomycetes; Eurotiales; Aspergillaceae. Gene Ontology annotation, molecular function: protein binding. The coding region runs from base 1 to 1770 and encodes 589 amino acids.
AUGUAUAACACACAUCGCGGGAUGGUUCCCGCUCCCAACUCCCGUUUGACGGAGUUGCUUGAUCAACUGCGCCAGGAAUUUGAGAAUCAAUCUAGGAGCACUGGCGAGUUUGAACAUCAAUUAACCGGACAGCUCCAAGAAAUGGAAAUGAUUCGGCAGAAGGUCUACCAGUUAGAGCAAGCACAAAUCAAAAUGAAGCAAGACUAUGAAGCGGAAAUCCGAGUGCUGCGUCAUGAGUUGGAGUCGCGCGGUGUUCAACCUGUCUCGUCCCAUAUUGCUGGCCCAGCGCAGCACGCUGGCCCUUCGCAAGCCCCCCCGCCCGCAUUGGGUCAUGGCCCUAGUAAUCUAUUCGGUGGGAUCAUGGCCAACCAAGGAGGUAGUGGUCCCGGUCUUGCCCCUCCCCCUCCCCAGGAUCAGCAGCCUCCCCAGCAUACCCUUCAACAGCCUGCUCCCGCGGCUCAGCAAGGAGCGCCGCAGCCACCGCAGAGCUCUUUUGGGGGAUAUCAGCCUGGUGCUGCUGUGAACGGUUACGCACCUCCGCCUCCACCCACCGCCUCUCCUGGACCUGGAAAGAGACCCCGUGCUCCUCCUGGACCAGCAACUCCCCAGCAAACCCACCAACUGGCCUACCCUGAUCCUCGUGUGUCGCCCCAGUUGGCCCGGCCCACCCCACCUAGCCAAGCCCUUGUCCGUGACCGCCCAGGUAACAUGUUGGCCAACUGGAAUCCAGAUGAUUUACCUGCCUCGCAAAAACGCGAGGGUGCUGAUUGGUACGCUGUAUUCAACCCAGAAGUACAGCGUGUGUUGGACGUCGAGCUGGUACAUCAUCUUGUUCAUGAUAGUGUGGUUUGCUGCGUACGUUUCAGCCGGGACGGCAAAUAUCUUGCAACCGGUUGCAAUCGUUCCGCGCAAAUUUUUGACGUCACGACCGGCCAGAAUGUGGCUACCCUUCAGGACGAGAACGUGGACAAAAACGGCGAUCUUUAUAUCCGCAGUGUUUGCUUCAGUCCCGAUGGCAAGUUCCUCGCAACCGGCGCCGAGGAUAAGCAAAUUCGUGUUUGGGACAUUGCCGCUCGCACUAUCAAGCAUAUCUUCACUGGCCAUGAGCAAGAUAUUUACUCUCUUGACUUUGCUGGCAAUGGCCGCUAUAUUGCUUCCGGAAGCGGAGACAAGACUGUACGCCUAUGGGAUAUUCUGGAUGGCAAGCUUGUCUACACUCUCAGCAUUGAAGAUGGUGUGACAACCGUUGCUAUGUCCCCCGAUGGUCACUACGUCGCAGCUGGCUCCUUGGACAAGAGCGUUCGCGUCUGGGAUACGACCACUGGCUAUUUAGUUGAACGGUUGGAAAGCCCUGAUGGACAUAAAGAUAGCGUUUACUCAGUUGCUUUUGCGCCAAACGGCCGGGAUCUAGUUAGUGGCAGUCUCGAUAAGACUAUCAAGCUCUGGGAGCUUAAUGUUCCCCGUGGUGCAUUCCCUGGGACUGGCGUCAAAGGUGGCAAAUGCAUUCGGACUUUCGAGGGCCACAAGGACUUCGUCCUCAGUGUUUGCCUGACUCCAGACGGACACUGGGUUAUGAGUGGUUCCAAGGAUCGGGGUGUCCAGUUCUGGGAUCCGAUCACGGGAAAUGCGCAGAUGAUGCUACAGGGCCACAAAAAUUCUGUGAUCUCGGUGGCUCCCAGCCCGACAAACAACUUGUUCGCCACUGGUAGUGGUGACAUGCGUGCAAGAAUCUGGAGGUAUGUGCUUAUUCCCUACGCUGCUGUCGUCUGA